AUGAUUGAAACAGAAAAGGAUUCAGGGGUCAAAUUUUUGGAUUUGGAAAUCAUGGGUUCGAAGUUGUAUGUUAGUACUGAUGAAGACUUCCAUUAUUCCAUAUUGAUUUAUGAUCUUAAAGAUUUCGGUAAUGGAUCUCCAAAGCCUAAAGUAUCAGUUAUGGUUCCGGAAGCAUCGACACCAUAUGUUUCAAGAAUAGUUGAUAGCCACCGUCAUGAUUCAGGUUAUGCAUAUGGCUGUCUAGCAAAACAUGAAUCAUUAGAACAAUUAUUCCUCAUUUACAUCAUGUGCAAUGUAAUUUAUAAACCUGAGCAUGUUGACUCUUGGAGCCCAGAAUUUGUUACCUCACCUGAGAUUACUGCGGUGGAAGUGUUCAAGUUGGACAUGAAUAAGGAACCUCUUCAGUGGAUCAAGUGUCUAAGUUUAGAUGAUAAUGUGAUUUUUGUUAGUGGUAUCACGAGCAUGGUAAUGUCAAGAGCUGCCCUUAAUAGCACUGAUCAAGAGUUAAUUAGAGAAAAUAGUGUGUAUUUUGCUCUCUCAUUUCAAUGUCCUUCGGAUCCAUGGCAAGGCGUUCGGUUGGGGGUCAAGCACUUAACUGAUAGCAGCGUCAAAUAUUUUUCUGUAAGAAAAUCAAAUCAUUCUAAGGUUCCUUAUCCUUUUUGGUUUGUACCAAGUAUUUAA
This is a messenger RNA of Lotus japonicus, 681 nucleotides long. RefSeq lists its product as uncharacterized. NCBI's taxonomy places the organism in Eukaryota, Viridiplantae, Streptophyta, Magnoliopsida, Fabales, Fabaceae. The transcript has a single exon. The record is from RefSeq and is a predicted model, not a curated record. Bases 1 to 681 code for a protein of 226 amino acids.